Molecule: messenger RNA, 885 nt
Organism: Symbiodinium sp. CCMP2592
Lineage: Eukaryota; Dinophyceae; Suessiales; Symbiodiniaceae
Source: the annotation of a GenBank genome assembly
AUGCCUCGAUCCCGUCCCAGGCAGAGUGCUGCACGAGCACGGCGAUUUUCAGACUCUCCCUGCCGGCAAAGUCACGGCCCACCUUUAGGCUGCAUGGGCCUCCAUCGCCGUAUCGGGAUCAUACAAAUCCAGAAAGACAAGCUGAAAGACUUGGCAAGCCAGCAGCGCAUGGAAUUGGGACGAUUGGAGCAGGAUUGCAGCAAGCUCAGGGCGAAGAGGAAUAUUGAACAGGCGAGUCUUGACCUUCAGUCCUACUCUAGGAGUUGUAUAGAGGACCUGACGCUUGCAGAGCUGCAGCACUGCCAAGAGCAGCGCGGGCGACUUGAGGGAGAACUCGACUCAUUCCGGGCGGCUCCAGAGCGGCUUCGAAGUAGCCGCCAGGCUGACGCACAGCACGUGGCUGCCCGGGAAGCAUGGUUGGCGGAGCAGCGAAAGCUCAAGCAAGAGCUGACCAAUGCAUCUGCCCAGGUGGCCUCUCUGGAGCAAGAGCUAGAGCAAGGAAGAGAAAGAGACACUUUCGAUCGCUUGGCCAGUGUUGAGCGGAGCCGGCAGCUGCGAGAGCAAGUCGCCGAGCAGCGGCAGCUUUGCAGAGCGGCGCAGCAAGCGCUCAGAGCCGCAGAGAGUGAUCUGGCAACUGCGCAAGCUCAGAGGCGGACCCCGCGUCAGACGGCCAUGCCGGAUGCGGGCCGUGUUGCCGAACUGAAGGCAGACAUGACAGCUCUCGCAGACGAAAGACGCGAAGGCGCAGAGGCGCUGCAUGUUGCUAGUGUCGAGCUGGAGAAGCUGCGGUGCGAGCUUGGUGCCAUCACUGCGGACAAUGCUCAGCUACGAUCAGGCCUCCAGGAGGUGAUGUACAGCUUGGAGCAAAUUCAACGCCCGGCAUGA